Lachancea lanzarotensis is the source of this 834-nucleotide messenger RNA. RefSeq names its product LALA0S01e11012g1_1 (gene LHP1). Gene Ontology annotation, molecular function: mRNA binding. The transcript has a single exon. Gene Ontology annotation, cellular component: nucleus. The record is from RefSeq and is a predicted model, not a curated record. Lineage: Eukaryota; Fungi; Ascomycota; Saccharomycetes; Saccharomycetales; Saccharomycetaceae. Gene Ontology annotation, biological process: RNA processing. The coding region runs from base 1 to 834 and encodes 277 amino acids.
AUGAGUGACGUCAAAACAACUGAUGAAGCUUCUGUGAGACGUAACUCGUACACUGCUGUUGAGUUUACCCCUGAAGUGGAGAAACAAUGCUUGAAACAGCUUGAGUUUUACUUUUCUGAAUUCAAUUUGCCCUACGACAAAUUUCUGCGCACCACUGCUGAGAAAAAUGAAGGAUGGAUCCCCAUUUCCACCAUCGCUACGUUCAACAGAAUGAAGAAAUUUCGUCCGGUAGACAAAGUGGUCGAAACUUUGCGUAAUUCCACCGUGCUGGAAGUAAGCGAAGACGGUGAAAACGUCAAGAGACGUGUGCCGCUAGAUCUUCAACACGAUGCCAGACUCGAAAGAAGCAAAAGGAUGGUCACAGUGCAGAACUUUGACUUUUCGAAAGAUGGCCAAGACAAAUUGAGCGAGCAAGAGAAAACUGAACUCCAAGAAAACGUAGAAAGCUUUUUUGGCAAGCUUGGUUCCGUGAGUCAAGUCCGUUUGAAAAAAGACCAUCGUAAGAAUUUCAAUGGUACAGUCAUCGUGGAAUUCGCCAGCGAGAAAGAUGCCGAACAGUUUGUCGACACGUACGGCGCCGAUAAAGAAGUACUCUCCUAUGAAGGACGCAAGCUAGACGUCCUCUCUAAGAAGCAAUACGAUCAACAACGUGAAGCAACACGUAGUAAAAACUUCAGUGGAUCAGGCCAACGUUCCCGUUCUUUUACCGGUCACAGAAAGAACAUGCCUAAACAGAAGAGAUCAAGAGACGCCCCUAAGGCUGAGGGAGAACAGUCCGAAUCCACUCCCAAACAGGAUGAGGAACCAGUUGCUUCCGAGUCCGCUGUACAGUAA